Bufo bufo (common toad) is the source of this 3036-nucleotide messenger RNA. RefSeq names its product shugoshin 1 (gene SGO1). Lineage: Eukaryota; Metazoa; Chordata; Amphibia; Anura; Bufonidae. The transcript has 10 exons. The record is from RefSeq and is a predicted model, not a curated record. Gene Ontology annotation, cellular component: nucleus; chromosome, centromeric region. Gene Ontology annotation, biological process: meiotic chromosome segregation. The coding region runs from base 122 to 2128 and encodes 668 amino acids.
GUUUGAACUGACGUCUUUUCUCCCUGGGCUGUGUGUUGUGUUCCCUCCUACAGGCCGGGCAGGAGCGCUUGGUGACAUCGGCGUCCACACCGGGCAGCAGUGCCCUUGAGCCUCUGAGAAGAUGGUUCAAGAACGGUGUGUGAAGAAGAGCUUUCUAGACAGCCUGGAAGACAUAAAGGAGCGCAUGAAAGAGAAGCGAACAAAGAAGCUGGCAAAGGUGGCCACCGUCAGUAAGGCUUUAUCCACCAAAGUCAAGAUAAUCAACAACAGCUCUGUAACGGUGAAGAGUCUCCAGGCGAACAACAAAUCCCUCGCCCUGGCUGUUGAAGCAGAAAAAUGUAAGACCAGGCAGGCUCAGGAUCUUAUUCUUCAUUUAAAGCGAGAGCACCAGAGGCUGAUGUUUGAGAACUUUAUUCUACGGAAGAAGCUGAACAUGCAGCGAGAGAGUAACUCAUCAGACGCAAAAUUGGCAUCCUUGAAGGAAAUAAUUUCCAAAAUCACUCACAAUCUGGUGGAGACAGUGGACCUGCUUGGCCCUGCACAUGCCUUGUGUUGCAGCGAUGGAAUUCCGACAAGUACCCCAGCAUCUGUGGAGGUGAAACGCACUGCUCUGCCUUCUGAACCUCUGGUACAGAUGUGUGAGCCAGCCACGGAUGCACAGAGGAAUUUUAACCCUGUGUUACAGAGAGGAUCAGUUCCUGGCAGAAGAAAUCGUCUGGAAGAAUCUAAAGCAUGGGCUUCUAGCUCAAGUCAACCCAAGUCUAAUCUCGAGAAACCAAAUUCGGAAGCUGAACAGAAUAAUAGUUUUUUAAGAAAUGUGUCUAUGAGACGCCGUGCCUCUAGCUUAAACGUCUGUAUAGAGGAAUUGCCCAUUAUAAAGUCACUUGAGGAAGAGCCAAAUCUCAAUCCCAGGUGUGAUGUUUCUGAAGAAGAAAUGCUGAUUCCUGCUGAAUGCUUAAAUAAAAGUAGUAAUGAUGGAGUAAUGGACGUGUACCCUGAUCAGAGCCCAUCAAAAGAAGAAUUUAUUCCAUUUACAAACCAUUCACAGAUAUCAAGUUCAACCCCUGAACCCAAACCAAAGCAAUCUCAGUCUCUUAAAUGCAAAUCAGAGUCUCGCGCUGGGAGGGAAAAGGUAAGGAAAGGCAAAACAGAUUGGCAAGGUCCUGUCCAGCUGAAAAAGCCUUGGGAAAAGUCAAAACCGAGGGACAGAUCAAAGAGUCGAGAGAGGAGUGCAAGCAAACCGAUAAUCUCCAAAGACAAAGUCAACACGUCCUUAAAUUCAGGUGAUGCUUAUGAUUUUUCCUGUGAGGAAAGCAUACACAUAACACCUUUUCGGCAAACCAAACCAGGCAGCAACCUCGAAGAGAACGAGGAGCCAGUCAAUGACCAGUCAUUGAAAAGCCCCAGCAGUAGUAGUGAAGAGGAGCUCAAUGACAGCUUGUAUGUGCCUACUAAAGCCAAGGCCAAAAGUCGUAAUGUGGAGCAAAAUGCAACAUCACUUCCUUUAAGACCGCGGUCCAAACGAAACAAACCUCUGCAGCAGCAAAGUGCCGAAAAGACUGAAAAUAAAAGCAGUGAACAGGCUAAAGAAGAUGUCGCCAGAGGAAAGAGAAGCACAAGAAAUGGUUUCAAAGGCUCAGUGGAGACUGCGCUCAAACCUAGUAAGACCCCAGAUGGAAGCAAAGAAAAUGUCUUGAUGCCAGAACGCAUAAAUACGAAGGAAAACGCCAAGCUAAGCACGAAUGUCCACGCUGCUCAGGACGACCGGGUGUAUUCUAUAGACAGGAAUAUGUGUGAAUUUGAGGGUACUUCUGCAUCUCAACGUAUCAGCCUGUUAGAUGUCACAAAUCUGUCCACAGGCUCCGGGAGUAUUGAAUCAAAGAAACACUCCUUCCCGUUUUCUGACGAAAAAAGGAAAAUGUCUGGAAGUUGCAUGAGGAAGAGGAGGUGUACAGUGACGGUCAAUUACGCAGAGCCAAGUCUCAACAAGAAACUCAGAAGAGGCGACCCCUUUACAAAUACGGAGUUUUUACUUUCUCCCAUUUUCAAGAACGAUAAUCCAAAUCGUAAAUCUGCUACCAGGAAAUCGCUUGCAAAAUACAAUGAAGCAUUUGUUGGCUGUCGUUAAUGGACUGAAAACUACCAACUAUUCUAAAUGUACAUAUUGUAAAUGCUAAUAAGGGUCUGUGUGGCCAAUGCAGGAUGCCCCCACUCAUAACUUUAGACAACAGGCCACCUCUACUGCUUGGCGUAACAUCCGGAAAGUUGUAUGUUUGCUUUUCAGCUGUGACUUUCACAGGAACUGCAGACCCUGGACUUGUACAUACUAGUAAAUGGAAAUCCCAGCCUAGAAAGGGGAAUGCCACAGAUAUCAAUAUACAGUUAUAUAUACUGGCAAUUAACCUGACUCCUGUUGUGAGCAGGAACCUCCACAAAGGUGUAGGUAUCCUUUAACAUCUUGUGUCCUUCUCUGCUGGAGGUAGUCACUUAUUACAUCUAGAUACAAUGUGUCACAGCGGUGCACACUGCAGUACGUAUUCAUCAUGCGCCUCACAACGAGGAAAGAAGCCGGUGUCUGGAGCUUUGUGUACAAUGGCUCAGUGAUACAUUGGACGACUCUAUUGUAAUAAUACCGUCAUUAGUACGAAAGGUGUCAGUGUCCAGUGCUUAAAAGGAAUCUGCCACCAUCACACUUCCUGAACUAUUAUCUGCUGUAAGCAGUCCGAUUUUAUUUUCCUUCUGUCCCCCAUUCCCUUGCAGUCAGCGCUCAAAGCUGCAGAGGACUCCUGUGCACAUGCAGUGUGUUUCGGUGCAGCUUUAAGCGCUGACAGCAGGGGAGUGAGAGACAGUAGGAAAAUUGAAAAAUGCAAUCUACUCUUUCUGUACAGUACUACUCAUGUAGCACAGCUGAUAAUACUGCAAAAUUGUAGUGACUAAUCCCCUUUAAAGCUCCAGACACCAUGUUCUGCUCUUAAGCCAUUAAGGCGCUAGCUGCAUGAUUUUAGCAUCUUGUUCCCUGGUCAGAGAUCCCCCCCC